CUUCAGACAUGCACCAUGGAGAACAUGGGGUUAAAAGACACUCCCGCGUUUCCACUCACAUUGUUAAAAGAUAUUACAAAUAAUUUUUCGGAAGAGUGUGUAAUUGGUCGUGGUGGGUCUGGAGUAGUUUAUAAGGGAGUGUUUGAUAAUGGGGAGGUGAUUGCCGUGAAGAAACUUAAUAACCAAUAUGAUUCAUCCAGUGAGAAAAUUGGUAAUGGUGAAGCCCUGUUUCACAAUGAGCUCAUGAAUCUAAUUGGGGUUCAACAUCCGAAUAUUGUACGGUUAGUUGGCUAUUGCUAUGAAAUACAAAAUAUAGUUACUGAAUAUGAUGGGAAACGUGUGCUCGCUUCGGUGGAAGAAAGAAUUCUCUGCUUAGAGUACUUACAGGGAGGAAGUCUCAAGGAUCAUAUUUCUGAUGAAUCAUGCGGACUUACAUGGUAUUCACGUUAUAACAUAAUUAAAGGGAUUUGUGAAGGCUUGAAGCACCUGCAUACAGGAUCUGAUAAUCCAAUUUACCAUCUCGACUUGAAACCCGAAAAUAUAUUGCUCGACAGGACCAUGAUACCAAAAAUUGGCGAUUUUGGUAUAUCAAGACUUCCUGCUGAUUCGAUGCAAACAUGUGUCACAGAAAAUAUUUCAGGAACCCUUGGAUACAUGCCACCAGAAUACCUCUUUAAGAAGCAAAUCUCGCCCAAGUUUGAUAUAUUCAGCUUGGGUGUCAUAAUGAUACACAUAAUAGCUGGACAUGAGGGCAACCAGAAUUAUCCAUAUAUGCCUUCGCAGGAAUUCAUUGAGCUUGUACACGAAAACUGGAGAAAACAGCUGCAGGCAACAGUGCCAAGGCAUACAUUAGAGCAGGUCAGAACAUGCACCAAAUUAGCAUUAAGGUGUGUGGAGUUUGACAGAGAGAAAAGGCCUGAUAUAAGAGAAAUUAUUGAUGAACUGAAUAAGGUUGAUGCUGACGGUACUUCAGAUACAGGCCAGAACACGGAAGAAGAGGAGCACACAGCCCUGGAUAAACAACCUGAGACCGAAGAACAAGAAGAGGAAACAGAACAUUUGGAGUAUAAAAAGAACACGCAAGUCAAUAGCAGAUACACCAGAGCGUAUCACAUGCUCGAAUCAGUCGAUCUCGCAACGGGAAGCUUGGGCUCCCUGCUGUCUAAGGUGCUCCUGCUUAUCCAAGAUUACCGGACCCUUUCAGUAGAACUAGGGUACCUCUGCAUGGAGCUGGAGUUCAUGCAAGAUUCCCUGCAAAAAGUGGCAGUGGUGCCUCUGGACCAGCUCGAUGGUGCGGUUAAGCUCUCGGCCAAUGAAGCAAGGGACCUUUCAUAUGCGACGGAAAAUAUUGUCGACUCCUACCUAAUGAGUUUCCCGCCUCCUAAAUCAAAUUUUAUGGAUCAGGCGAUCCUUGCUAUAAGGCGAAUCAAGGAUAGACGUGAGCUACGACAUAUGAUCAAUGGCAUCAUAAAAAAUAUUCAAAAGAUGAACAACAGAAGACGUAGGCAGAACGCCGAAAUUGUUUGUUAUCAGGUUAGCCUAUCUGCCGCUGACCCUUGCUUGUCGGCUCUAAACAAAGAUCCGGAAGAGAUGGUUGGUGUUGAAGUUUCAAGGGACGAGGUAAUAAGGAAACUGGCACAUGGCACCGAUGGUGUAUCGAAGCAGCUAAAUAUAGUCUCCAUUGUUGGAAUGGCAGGACUGGGCAAGACAACUCUUGCCAGGGCAGUGUACGGAAGACUACAGGAGCAAUUCGAUUGCAGUGCUUUCGUUUCUGUAUCACAGCAUCCUGACAUGAAGAAAGUUCUCACGGAAAUACUUUGUCAAAUUGACAACAAAAUUUUUAUGGACAUCAAUAUAGAAAAUUUUGAAGGAAGGAUGCCCAUCGAUGAACUCCGGAUACUACUUGCGGACAAGAGGUAA
Molecule: messenger RNA, 1920 nt
Organism: Triticum dicoccoides
Lineage: Eukaryota; Viridiplantae; Streptophyta; Magnoliopsida; Poales; Poaceae
Product: cysteine-rich receptor-like protein kinase 6
Exons: 7
Coding region: 16-1920 (634 amino acids)
Biological process (GO): protein phosphorylation
Molecular function (GO): ADP binding; ATP binding; protein kinase activity
Source: RefSeq, a predicted model, not a curated record